This is a messenger RNA of Prunus avium (sweet cherry), 802 nucleotides long. The record is from RefSeq and is a predicted model, not a curated record. NCBI's taxonomy places the organism in Eukaryota, Viridiplantae, Streptophyta, Magnoliopsida, Rosales, Rosaceae.
AUACAAAGAAUGCUGGCUAGUUCUUGGUUUUUCUGCUGCGAAUUAUUAAAUGAAAUUGAGCAAAGCCCUCUAAACCGCUGCCUAGCUAGGAGCCUGAGGUAGCCAUUAUGAAUACUCAACUAUUUUUCUAAGCCAAAGGAUUUAAAAAAAAAAAAAAAAACAGAAAAUAGAAGAUAGAAGGCAAGAUAUGGAGAUUGGUGAUACAAAAGAGAAUAUUGUAAUCGUGGGUGGUGGGAUAUGCGGCCUUGCCACUGCUCUUGCUCUUCACAGGAAAGAAGAAUUGAGAUGUUUGAAAAGGACUGAUCUCGUUGAUAUUUUGGCAAAUAGUUUGCCACGCAACACUCUUCAUUUGGGGUGUGAAGUGCUUUCUAUUAAGUUGGAUCCCAUAACUUCUUCUCCUGUUCUUCAACUUCAAGGUGGAAGACUUUUGAACGCCAAGGUUGUGAUUGGAUGCGACGGAGUGAACUCUGCCAUAUCAAAUAUGAUGGGGGUGAGGGCUGAGAAAAUUUUCACCAUCAGUGUGAUAAGAGGCUUCACGAGUUAUCCAAAUGGGCAUGAACUCGGCUCUCAGUUCAGAUUAACCAAAAAAGAUGAUACUCAGGUGGGACAGCUGCCAAUGACCGAAAACCUAGUUUAUUGGUUCAUCACUCGAAAAUAUACUUGUCAAGAGUCAAUGGCCUCCAAGAGCCAGAAACUGAUCCGGAACUUGGCAGUGGACUCAGUGGAGGGCUUCCCUACAAGCAUCAUAGAGAUGGCAAAGAAUUGCGAGCUGGAUUCUUUGCAUCUCACAGAGUACUUGAGA